This is a messenger RNA of Sardina pilchardus (European sardine), 2373 nucleotides long. RefSeq lists its product as uncharacterized. The record is from RefSeq and is a predicted model, not a curated record. Bases 155 to 559 code for a protein of 134 amino acids. Gene Ontology annotation, biological process: regulation of signal transduction; regulation of immune response. The transcript is spliced from 4 exons. NCBI's taxonomy places the organism in Eukaryota, Metazoa, Chordata, Actinopteri, Clupeiformes, Clupeidae.
GGGGUGAAGACUUGUGCCUGCGCAACACACACGGUGGGGGGUGAAGACUUGUGCCUGUGCAACACACACGGUGGGGGGUGAAGACUUGUGCCUGCGCAACACACACGGUGGGGGUGAAUUGCUGUGUGCGCAGCGCACGCUAACGGCACGGGACAUGGACACCGUAAUCUACCAUGGGCCCAUAAGCCGCACGAGGUGUGAGGAGUUACUAUCCAAGAAAAACAAGGACGGAAGUUUUCUCGUGCGGGACAGUGAAACCAUCCAAGGCGCCUUAUGUCUGUGUGUUUACAAAAACAGGAUAGUCUACACAUACCGGAUACUACAGACCCAUCAUGGAUAUUUUACCCUACAGACCAGUCAAGGUGUUCAAGAGAUGUUCUUCAAGAACCUGGAUGACCUGGUCAAGCAUUACAAGAGACGGAACCAAGGCCUCGCCACUCACCUGCGUCACGCUGUGAAGAGGAAAGAGAUGCUAGCAAACCCACACGUGCCUGACGAGGCGCCGGACUAUGAGAAUGUAGCAGACACAUCAGAAUAUGUUGAAGUGCUCCCGUCAUGAUUCAGCUAAUGGACGACGCCUUCUCUGGCCCGGCGCUGUUGGGUCAGCUAAUGGACAACGCCUUCUCUGGCCCGGUGCUGUUGGGUUAGCGGACUUCCUGCUGUGUAAAGCAUAAUGUACAUAGUUUAUUCCACCCCUAAACCUCCUCUUUGGUCCUGUAUUCAGAAGUUAUUUUCAGGGAAAAAUCCCCUCGUGGCCCUCACAUGGCUUUACUGUGCAUCUUCCUCCUCGUUUCUGGCUUGUCACCAUCUGUGAAGGAUUGUCCCGCCCACCCAAGUACUCUGGAUUGGUUCAGUACCCUGAUGAUGCACUAAUGGAUGGACGACUCAAUUGGCUCACAGUCUGGGUUGUGAUUGGUUGAAACGUAGAUGCAAAGCAGAUAUCCUCAGUCAUGACAUUGGGUGCAUUCAAGAUGGACUUCGGUCUGUCUGCAGCUGACGGCUGACGGUAGACCAGCCUGGACAACUUUCUCCUUCCAGCCGCAGUCUGCACCUGACGCGACUCACAUAUUGUGGAUUUCUGUUCCUUCGAGUUGUCUGAAUUGCAUAUAGUUUAAAUCUGCUUUUCUUUUCAUUCAAAUGUUUAGGAUGACUGACAGAGUAAAUUAUCAUGUUGUUGAAAUAAAUCACUGUGGCAGACAUUCAACAGAUCAGCACUGAAGCACAUUAAUUCGAUAUGAAGUGUUUUCUGCACAUCUGUAUUAGUAGUCUAGCCUGGCUCUCACGGCUAUGUGCUUCGGCUCAACUUUGUUUCGCUUCAGUACUGAGACAGGUACAGAUGAGCUCUCUUCGGAGAGCCACCAAUCAGCAGCGAGGAGAGGGUGUGGCUGAGAGAUGACGCUACUCUGAAUUGGCUACAUCCCCAGAUUCCCCACCCCUUUCUCGGAGGAAUCAGAGCAUGUGGACUACAUCAACAAGGCGAGCGGAAAGAGCUCAGACUUUUUUCUCAUAUUUUUGAGCAAAUGUGAGUAAAAGGUGCAAAAUAAGGUUGUGAGAGUCAUCUGUGUGUACGUUGGAUUUAGGGGACCAUUACAUUUCUAUUUCAGCUCUUACUAACAGGAGUGUCAAGUCACAGUCGAGCUGGCUAUAUAGGUUUGGCAAGUUUAACUUCACAUGUUCUAACACCAACUAAAUACAAGCCUUAAUUUUAUCACGUGAAUCCUCUUGUAUUCCCCACUAACUAACUAAGAUGAGACGUGCUUGCUGAAAAAUCUCUCAGGAACGCUUUCAUGUAUCGAAACCAAACUGGGUGCAUGAGCUCGAGACUCCGACGUGAGAAUGCACAGAACCUUUGACUAGUAUGCCCAAUGUUGAAAAAUUUGUUGCAGGAUUCACAAAUAAGGAGGUAUCCUUAAAUUCAGAUUUUAAAAAAAAAGUAUUCAAGCAUUCUAACAUAGGCCUAAAGCACAUUUUUUUUUCAUGGGAGAUUCCUGCCAAUUUAAACUGUCUGGCCCCUGCAAGGUUUUAGUACCAUGUGAUGUGAUGAUGUUUCAAGCAUCUAUCCAAGAAGUUGUGUUGAACUGUGUGGUUCAACCCUGCACACGCAAUAUUAGCUGACAUUCAUUACUCCUGAAGUAAGUCCUGAAAGGAUUGAUUUAAGCCAAUGCUGAAUGCGUUGAUUUAAUACCUUAAGAUGAACGGACCCAACAACUGCUUAUUUGGCUCUUGAUAUGUCUUGUUAAACAUAGCAGACAUCUUAAGGACAUGUUAACAUGGUUAAAACCUGGUGGUAGAAAGAUGUGGUCUUUAAAAAAUCAAUUGUAUUGCUCAGGAUCAAUUGUAUAGAUUUUUUUACAUGAUAUAUUGCGGUGAAUA